Messenger RNA from Haliotis rubra (blacklip abalone), 2148 nucleotides. Its product is annotated as sialin-like. NCBI's taxonomy places the organism in Eukaryota, Metazoa, Mollusca, Gastropoda, Lepetellida, Haliotidae. The coding region runs from base 82 to 1758 and encodes 558 amino acids. The transcript is spliced from 10 exons. The record is from RefSeq and is a predicted model, not a curated record. Gene Ontology annotation, biological process: monoatomic anion transport; transmembrane transport. Gene Ontology annotation, molecular function: transmembrane transporter activity.
ACUAGUUCUAACUGGGUUCCUUCCUGCUGUGUUGGAAAUACAGCGCAUAGCUCGUAGUCAUUUACUGGCUUUUCGUGGGACAUGCUGCGAUCUGGCUCGGCGGAUAACGGUACGGCACAUGUACGAGAAUGUGCUGUAAUAGUGCCAUGGUGGAGACGUCGCCGUUACUGGCUGUCAGCGUUGCUGUUCCUGGGAUUCGCUUUCUUUACAACCAUGCGAGCCAAUCUAAGCAUUGUGAUUGUGUGCAUGGUGAAACAUGGCAGUCCACACAACGCGACUAACCUGGCUUACAAUGGUUCUGAUUGGUCCAACACGACAUAUAGCGUCAGAGGAACAGAGACGGACAGUGGCAAGUGUCCCAGCAGAACCGUACCUGGAUCAUCAAAUGAACAGGAUGGCGAGUUUGAGUGGAGCAAGGAGCUGCAGGGGGUCCUCCUGGGAGGGUAUUUUUGGGGUUACUCCGUGGGCUUCCAGAUUCUGGGAGGAUGGUUGUCUCAGAGAUACGGACCCAGGAAGAUGCUAGCUGUCGGGAUGCUUCCAGCUGCAGUGGGGUGUAUCUUGAGUCCAUUGGCCGUGAGAAUCAGCCCCUUCCUGUUCCUGGCGGUGAGGAUUGUCACAGGCAUUACCACAAGUGUGAUGUUUCCGUCAGGACCUGUAUUCUGGUCUCGAUGGGCUCCACCAGAAGAAUGGAGCCGCCUUCUCACUACUACAAACGCGGGUGGCGAGUUCGGACAUGCUAUUGCAUUCCCGAUUAACGGACUGUUGUGCAAGUACGGUGGCUGGGAGAUGCCAUUUUACGUAGUGGGUAGCCUGUCUGUCAUCUGGUGCAUCGUCUGGCUACUCGUAUCUAGGGAUUCUCCGUCAGAGAUGCCGGGAAUUACCGAGGCCGAAAAGAAUUACAUUGAGACAUCUAUCGGUGAUCGUGUGACAUCCAAACGCACGUACAAGACGCCUUGGUGCCAGAUGCUGUCCUCCCGGCCGGUGUGGGCAUGCGUGAUUAGUCACAUGACCGCUAACUUCUUUUUCUACAUGAUACUAACACAGGCACCCACCUUCCUCAACGAGAUACUCAAGUUUGACAUAACAUCGAACGGGUUCUACUCCUCUCUCCCGUACGUGGUGUUGGUGAGCCUGGUGAUGCCGAUAGGGGCGCUGUCUGACUACCUCACAACCAAAGGCUUCCUCAGUUUGAGUGGCGUCAGGAAGGUCAUGAACACUCUAGGUAUGCUGAUACCUGCUGCGUUUCUUCUUGGUCUGGCUCAUCUCCCCUGCUCAGAACCGCUGGUAGGUGUCGCUCUCAUCGCCGCCUCUGUCGGAACAUUCGCCUUCUGCUUCCUCGGGCACAUCGUCAACAUGGCCGACAUAGCCGUGAUGCAUGCUGGGACUUUAGCAGGUUUCUCAAACACGCUAGCCUCGAUGCCGGGAAUAAUCGCGCCAUACGUAGUCGGGUACAUAACUAAACAGGGUACUCCGGAAGAAUGGCGGACAGCUUUCUACAUUGCAGUUGUCCUCAACGUUGUUGGAUCUGUCGUCUUCGUCCUCUUCUCGACGGGCACGGCGCAGCCAUGGGCUUUACCUGCUGAACUAAAUACAACAACAAUCAUAGACGAACAGGAAAAUCCUGACGAGAAUCAUGAACUUGACACCAUGAUCAUCGUUUCCAAUAAAAAUGUACCUGAUUCUCACAAAAGAGAAAUUAUAGAAGGAGAACGUCUUAUAUCGAGCAAUAGCAGUAUACACAGAGCUCAUGACGUAUGAGUAGUGAUCCACAGAGUGAGUGAGUGAAUGAGUCAGUGAGUUGGUGGGUAAGUGAGUGAGUGGGUUGGUGGGUGAGUGAGUGAAAGAUGUUGGGUUUUACGCCGUUUUUCAUAUCAGUGUCUAUGAGCGUAAUGUAGUAGUAUGAAUGGUGAGUCUUAAACAUCGCUAUUUAUGUCAAGGCCUGCCAAUUCAAUGUUGUAGUAAAGUCCAAAAUGAUGUUGCUUUGUCACUUUUGUGAAAAACACCCCUAUCAUAAUCAUAAUCAGGGUCCGCUUGCUCAAAGCAGUCUUAACCACGACUUUUGUAACUUUUGUAAUAUAGGACUUACAAUCACCUUAGCUAAGAUUACUUUGAGCCCUUGUAACUCCCAUAAAAUUUUGAUAAAAACGA